AUGGUGUACUUCAACAGAUUUAUCAAAAACUCAGUCACAGUUUGGCUCUCCGGGGCGUCGAUCCAAGCUGCUUUCGCAGAGGAAGUACAGCCCAGCACAAAUGUGCAAAUCCUCGUAACCCAAGUGGUCCCAACCAAUACUAGCGGUGUCACCGGAGUUGCGGUGUCUUUUCCUGCCGCUUCAACGACUUCCACCAACACCAACAGCAGCACCAGCGUCAACAGCGAAGAAAAUUAUGAGGCCGAAGUCACCAGCCUCUACACCACCACGCUCACCUUCACCUCUACAGAGACCGGUACAACGACGAUCGAGUCUUCCGUGUCCCGCUCCCUCGCGUCCUCCUCCUCAGAGUCCUCUCUUCCGCUGCAGUCGGAAGUAGAGUCAUCCACAACGGCAACGGCAACGGCAACGACUUCAACAGCUGCACACGGAGAACAUCGCUUGAACCCAAGCGUAUGGAAUUCCCAUCACUCCAAAUCAAGCGCUUGGAGUUCCCUUCACUCCAAAAAGCCAAAGUCCACGAAGACCACAGCCGAGCCUUCCCCAACGCCCUCCAGAGAUCAUCACCGAGGUGACUCCGCCGAUCAUAAGGACGGAGUUCAUAACGAGGGAGGGCACAGCAUGGAGAUGCCCGGCAUGGCGGUUGCUUUUUCUGCGGUAGUGGCAAUUCUUGUUCAAGCGGCGAUGGCGCUUCAUAUUUUGGACGAGGAAGAAGAAGAAGAAGAAGAGGAGGAGGAGGAGGAGGAGGAGGAGGAGGAGGACGUGGAAUGGGAAGAGUAA
Messenger RNA from Sordaria macrospora k-hell, 780 nucleotides. RefSeq lists its product as uncharacterized. NCBI's taxonomy places the organism in Eukaryota, Fungi, Ascomycota, Sordariomycetes, Sordariales, Sordariaceae. The record is from RefSeq and is a predicted model, not a curated record.